AUGGGGCGAUUCAACAACUCCUCGCACCCUCUCGGCAAACGCGCCAACAAGAUCACCCAAGGCAUCCUAACCGUCCGCUUCGAACUCCCCUUCGCCGUAUGGUGCAACCACUGCACCCCACCCGCCAUCAUCGGCCAAGGCGUCCGUUUCAACGCCGAAAAGAAGAAAGUAGGAAACUACCACACCACACCAAUAUGGAGUUUCCGCAUGAAGCACAGCGCGUGCGGCGGGUGUUGGGAAAUCCGGACCGACCCGCAGAACAGUGAAUACGUCGUCGUUGAGGGUGCGCGACGGCGCGACUAUGGACCUACUGCCAAGGACGAUACGGCGGAUGGCGACCUGAAGUUCCUGACAGAGGAGGAGAGGCAGAAGAGGCGGGACGAUGCUUUUGCGAAUCUAGAAGGCAAAAUGGAGGAUAAAGGGAUUGAGAAGAAGAAUAGGGAGCGGGUGGAGGAGUUGUAUGAUAAAGCGGAGGUUUGGCGGGAUCCGUAUGAUGUCAAUGCGAAAUUGAGGGAAGUGUUCCGGGGGAAGAGGAAGGUGUGGAAGAGGGAGGAUAGGCAUAAGGAGGGUAUGCAGGAGAAGUUUAGUUUGGGGUUGGAUAUUGUGGAUGAGAUCGAGGCGGAUAGGACGAGGGCUGGGCUUGUGGAGUUUGGCGCUAAGGAUGUGGGUGAGGGGAGGUCGUUGGAGGGGUUAUCGUGGAAGCCGCUGUUUGGGGAGGCGGAGGUGGGGGAUGUGAAGGCUGUGGAGUCGGCGAGGAAGACGAAGAAGCUUAAGGCGGAAGUUGCGAAAGAGAAGUCGAGGCUGGGGUUGCAGCAGACUUUAGUCGGGAACACGAGGGCGGUGGUUGAUCCGUUCUUAAACAAGGAGGCUCCAGUGACACCGAGAAUCAAUCUUGGCAUAUUGAAGAGGAAGAGAGACGCUGAAACGAAGGACCCAGUUGCGAUAUCGUCGCCAUCGGGUCGACAGAAGGAGAAGACGGACAACGCGGCGCCGACGAAGAAGCCGGCCUUGCCUGGGGCCUUGGUCAAUACUGGGCACUCACCCAGGGGUAUCGGGGAUCUACCACCAGAACUGCUUCUGAAAGUUGCCGACUUCGCUGCAGUCACCGAUGCGAACUCCAAGAAAGUUCUCUGCAAGCUCUGUCUAGUCAAGCCUCUCAACCCAACCGCGACGGAAGCGCUUUACGCCAACAUUCAUGCCGGUGCCGACUUCAAUCCGGUCCUUCUCAUACGAACCCUCCUCAGCCAUCCCUCUCUCGCCGCCCUGGUGCGCUCGCUCAAGCUAAAUGCAGUCUGGAACGGGUAUCGGAACCAGAAGUACCGGAUAGCAGUAUUAAACAGCGAUGACCCCAACACCCCUCCAGUAACCCUCGAAGACUUGCAGGGUUUAACUACAGAUCCCGUUGUAAAACGGCUACUGCAAGCUCCAGAUGUUCACUUCGGGGCUGCAGCGUGUGCAUUACUAUAUCUCCACACACCAAACAUACAUACCCUGAAAUAUGCCGUGGAAGGCCACUACCGCAAACUCAAGCUCCCAGAGCUCUCCAUCAUGGUAUCCACGCGACCAUGGGAAAUUCCCUUUCUACCCAGCCCGCUCUUGCAGACACCAUCAAACUACAACCUCCUCAAAAACGUCACCAUACGAACCCCCCACAUGGACAUCGACCGCAUCGCAAAGCUCCUCCAACUACCCAACCUACACCAACUAGAAGUCUGGAACCUCCGCGAACUCCAACCACGUCACUCCUGGCACUGGGACGCCAAUUUAUUCCCCGACCACACAUCCACCGUCCGCCAUCUCACUCUGCGCGGCGGCUACCUCCACGUCGAUGUCUUGAGUCUGGUUCCAGCUGUGGACUAA
This is a messenger RNA of Alternaria novae-zelandiae, 1860 nucleotides long. RefSeq lists its product as uncharacterized. The coding region runs from base 1 to 1860 and encodes 619 amino acids. The record is from RefSeq and is a predicted model, not a curated record. Gene Ontology annotation, biological process: mRNA splicing, via spliceosome. NCBI's taxonomy places the organism in Eukaryota, Fungi, Ascomycota, Dothideomycetes, Pleosporales, Pleosporaceae. Gene Ontology annotation, cellular component: U2-type spliceosomal complex; post-mRNA release spliceosomal complex. The transcript has 4 exons.